AUGUUAAUCAAGACAAUCCGGACAAAUCACCUGCUUAAUCUUACAUACCAACUAUACAGCCAUGCUAGUGCCCAACGCGUUGUCGAUCUUGAAAAUAUCCGUCAAGGCAAGGGAAAGUUGAAAGCAAGAGAUACUUGGACCACUUGGCCUUUGAUAGAUUGCUUUAUUCCGGAAUGGCGGAUUGAAGACGAAGUCAAAUCUCUUGCUGAGGCGGUGGCUCGUCAGCUCAAAACUAAAUAUCUAUCGAGAGCACAUCGCAACCACCAAUCAGAAUCUCAGGAUAAUGUGGAGGAAAACGAUGAGGAGGACUUGGAACCUUUGUCUCCAAGUCUUCUCCAAGCUCUGGUCUGGCAAGCCACUAAGGUCCUGGUCUGCAUUUUGGACUCCAUUCUUGAACAGCGGCCAGCGGUAGCAGAUAGUAUGCAAAAUAGGAUGUGGGCAUUUAAUUGGGAGGGUGUUCUCAGAGUCUUAAUCUCGGGUAUGACUCUAGACAGAACCAAAAAAGCGCCUGUCUUCGAUAUAUGGCUCAUCCAAAACUCUUGA
Suillus plorans is the source of this 543-nucleotide messenger RNA. RefSeq lists its product as uncharacterized. The transcript is spliced from 2 exons. Lineage: Eukaryota; Fungi; Basidiomycota; Agaricomycetes; Boletales; Suillaceae. The record is from RefSeq and is a predicted model, not a curated record. Bases 1 to 543 code for a protein of 180 amino acids.